UCCACAAAUUGAACUGUGGCAUUUAUGAUUCAAAAAUCGGAAACUCAGUGCUCCUUCGUACGACCUCAAACGUUUGCUUUCUUAUUUCUCAGAUUCAUCACUGUUGGAAAAACAAUAUUUUUCAAAAUGCAAAAAAUACCAGAAGAAGUUAAAGGCUUGUUGCUCUGAUCUCGGGGGUAUACGGCUGAAAGUGGCGGCUUCAGUCCUAGAUGGGAUCAAAGAAGCGCCUUGAAAUAAUGCCGCAAGUUAUCGACACAACACAGAAGCGAAUAACAUUGAAUGUUGGAGGACAAAAACAUGAGACGUACCUAAGUACUAUCAGAAAUUAUCCUGACACUAGACUUUAUUGGGUGGUUGAAAAUGUCACUAAAACUAUUGAUUAUCAUUCGGAAAAAAUUGAACUUUUCUUCGAUCGCCAUCCUGGGAUAUUUUCACUUGUUUUGAAUUAUUACAGAACAGGUAAGCUUCAUUGUCCAAAUGAUGUCUGUGGCCCUUUGUUCGAGGAAGAGCUUGCGUAUUGGGGUAUUGACGAAAAAAAUAUGGAGCCUUGUUGCUGGACAUCCUAUAUUCAACACAGGGACGCUGAAAACAACUUAAAGAGCUUUAACGUGGCUGGUGAUUUUGAAGCGGAACAAGACGAGGAAAGGGAAAAGUCUAAAGGAACUGAUGAUGAAUCAGAUCGACAUUCAAGCCGGAUAUUCAGUUUAUGGUCAAAGUAUAAACCGAAAGUGUGGUCAAUACUGGAAGAUCCACGCUCUUCUAGAGCUGCUAAGAUUUUUUCAAUCUUCUCAGUGGUCCUUGUGGUGUUAUCUGUUGCAGCAUCCUGUGCUAUAACUCUACCUCAGUUCUCCGAAGCAAAUACCAAUCUUCACGUAUCUCGUGUGAUUUUUGAUGUCAUUGAGUACGUGUGUGGUAGUUGGUUUACCUUAGAAGUAGUAAUGCGAGUAGUAUUUUCUCCAAACAAAGUCAAACUUGUGAAGAGUUGGUUCUUCUGGAUAGACCUUCUUUCCGUCGUGCCGUUUUACGUUCGGUUACUGUCUCCAGAAGGUGAUAACUUAGCAGAUGCUUUGCAAAUGAUUCGUUUAUUAAGACUCUUUCGUUUCUUUAGACUAUUAUAUGGUCUUCAAGUUCUUCUUCAUACGCUCAAAGCCAGUUCUUACGAAUUAUUCCUUCUUUUAAUCAUCCUAUUAAUUCCAGUGGUUAUGUUUUCAUCUAUUAUUUUUUAUGUGGAGAAAAAACUAGACCGUUUUGAAACUAAAUUUCAAUCGAUUCCUGCAUCUUUCUGGUUUUCACUGAUCACCAUGACAACGGUUGGUUACGGAGAUAUGACUCCUAACUCAUGGGCAGGUAAAAUAAUAGGAGGUGUGUGUGCAAUAUUUGGGGUUUUAAUGGUUGCUCUGCCGAUAUCAAUCAUUGGCAGUAACUUCAACCUGUACUAUGCUCAUGCCCAAGCAAGGCUUAAACUGCCUAGAAAGAAAAACAAGUUUCAUUUUGAUUCAUUGACAACAGCUAUGGCAAGGCAAGCUUUAAGGAGACGAGCAAUGCGUAGGAAGAGUCCAAGGUGGUCUGGCAGUGAAGAUCCUCUAAGUCUAUGCAGUCGAGCAAACAGCACAGUUAAAGCUAACAACUUUGAAUUGCUUGCUUGGGAUGGCAUUGCUUCAAGGAAAUGUGCAGCUACUGAUCAAACAAAUAACGAAGUUAAAAAGCCUUCGAAUAGAUUGACCAACAAACAGCGAAAAUUGAGCCGUGAGCGUCGUAUGAGCAGAAAUGACCGACCGCCUGCCAAGUUAGGGGAUUUGCCAGAACACGAAGAAAACGAAAACGGAUUAAAAACAGAAAAGUUACCUACCUCGAGGUUAAGUCUAGGCAGUUCUUCUUUGCUUCAUUUGACCAGCGAAGUACCUCAUAGAAAAGUAACCGAUGACAGAUCGUACAGAUCACGAUCAUACAGUAUGCCUCUCUCCACACAAAACACACAAUAUCCUAGACCUCCUCGGAAAUAUAGAUCUGAUAGCUCGACUGUAUGUGAAUAUUGCUCGUUGCCUAAAGAUGAACUGGAUAGAGAAAAUCUGCCUUUUAAUUCUUAUGAACUCUGUCAAUGUGAAAGAAUAACGGAGGGCCAUGAACAACAGAGAAAAAGCUCAAGUUUUACUUUGAUUAUUCCUUCACCAGAAGGUACAGAAGAUUGGGUAGAGGUUAGCUCGGAGAGUGUUAAUUUUAAAGACGCCUACAAUCCUACUUGUAGGUCAUUUUCAAUCAAUUCAGAUAAUUACAAAUCAAGUCAAUCGAAUAAUGUAGAAAUCUACGUGCGUGACGAAGAUACACCACUUCGCACUUAUCCGCCAGAUAGUGAUGGGCAUAGCAGAGACCUGGAUUCCAGUUUCUCACCAUCAUUUGGGACAAGAAAGUCAUCAGACAAUAGCACUGUACCCCUGCUGAUUGUUGAAUCAAACGAUCAAGAUAAUCCCAUCGAUAGUGCGUGUUGUGGUUUUAAUCAUACCAAAAUGCCAAACAUCGAGAUUGAAACAAGUAUUUAAAAAUGAAAUCAGCUUAAAAAGCCAAAAGCGUUCUAGCAUGCAACAGUCUAACACUUCAAGGCCACCCAGAUGGAUAGCUGGGGUAUGGACCAUCCACCCAGAUGGAUAGCUGGGGUAUGGAUCAUCCACCCAGAUGGAUAGCUGGGRUAUGGACCAUCCACCCAGAUGGACAGCUGGGGUAUGAACCAUCCACCCAGAUGGAUAGCUGGGGUAUAGACCAUCAGUCUGUAGUACAAGGGACCAUCUCAUAUUCCACUUAUAUUCUUGUGAUUUAUUUUGUAUUUAGUCCGUUGUGCGUGCACUAUAUCUAUUGGUAUAUGUUGAUGUAUUUAUGUCAUCAUAUUUAUAUUUCACAUCCAACUAUUCUUCCGUAAGGUUUGCUCCACACGCACCAACACUACAUUGGUAACUAUUUACAACACUUAACACAUAACUUACAUGUUGAUUUUUACUAAAGUAAAAACCGGAGUCACAUGUUGAUUUUUACUAUAGAAAAACCGGAGUCACAAAGGAAAAGUAAGACAUCAAGUUUAGUUAACAUGUGGUUCAGCAGGGACUCGAACCCGCGACAUCAGGCUUGAACUAUACAGCGGUAAGAGACAUCACCGUAGCAGCGCAUGCCAACCAUGUACAUAGAGAAAAUAACCGCUUGGAUUGAUAAUUGCUUUUCUUGUAACAAUAAUAAAAUAUAGAAAAAGAA
Molecule: messenger RNA, 3237 nt
Organism: Actinia tenebrosa (Australian red waratah sea anemone)
Lineage: Eukaryota; Metazoa; Cnidaria; Anthozoa; Actiniaria; Actiniidae
Product: potassium voltage-gated channel protein Shaw-like
Biological process (GO): protein homooligomerization; potassium ion transmembrane transport; action potential
Cellular component (GO): voltage-gated potassium channel complex; membrane
Molecular function (GO): protein binding; delayed rectifier potassium channel activity
Source: RefSeq, a predicted model, not a curated record